UGCUCAAGAGCUUGGGACCUUGCGCGGGCCACGGACCACCGCAUCGCUGCUGACAAGGCGAAGGAUGGUGUUGAAGACGAAGCUUACCGAGGCUCUUGGCAUCAAGCAUCCCAUCAUCCAGGGCGGGAUGCAUUAUGUGGGCUACGCCGAGAUGGCGGCUGCGGUGUCCAACGCCGGCGGUUUGGGGAUCAUCACGGCGCUGACCGUAGCGCAGCCCCCCCGGGGCAAGGAAGCCCUGCGCGACGAGAUCAGGAAGUGCCGACAACUGACCGACAAGCCGUUUGGUGUCAACAUCACGCUGCUGCCGGUGGGAGUGCCUCCCGACUUUGACGGCAUUGUCCAGGUGCUCAUUGAAGAGAAGGUCAAAGUGGUGGAGACCGCCGGGAGGAAUCCCGACAAAGUCAUCAAGAAGUGCAAGGAGGCCGGGAUGUUCGUGAUCCACAAGUGUGUGGCGGUGAGGCAUGCGAUUACCGCCCAGAGGAUGGGUGCGGACAUGAUCUCCAUGGAUGGCUUUGACUGCGGAGGUCAUCCAGGCGAGGAGGACGUGGGGAACUGGGUGCUUUUGGCCCAGGCCUCCCAGGAGUUGAAGAUCCCCUUCGUGGCCAGUGGAGGCACGGCCACAGGGGUGCAGCUGGCGGCAGCACUGGCCAUGGGGGGCACUGUGAUUUGCUAG
Effrenium voratum is the source of this 673-nucleotide messenger RNA. The record is from the annotation of a GenBank genome assembly. Lineage: Eukaryota; Dinophyceae; Suessiales; Symbiodiniaceae.